AUGGCGGAAGGUGUGUUGCCUUUCGUUCGUGGUCUGGAUUUAACCAGAAAUGACUUCAAGGUAGCGUUUUCCUGCUGUUUUAACUUCUCCAUGGAGAACUCUAAUCUCUAAGCCAGGGUUCUUAUUUCAUUUGCAGAAGCUGGAUUUUCCGAAACGAGUGGCAGACAUGCCAAAUUUGCGAUGGCUGAAGUUGAACAAGACUGGACUAGACGCUCUGCCCGAUGAACUCUCUCAUCUUAUGAAACUGGUGAGGAAAAGGGAUUCAGAAGUUUCCUAAGUAUAUUUUCUCUUUGUAUUAUCUUUUUAGCCAUUUGAAAGCAUUUUCCCCAAAGCUCUUGUUAUGGCUAAAAGUCACACGCUACCUCUGAAAGUCAGCAAUCAGCUGUCUUAAUACAAUUGGCCUGGGGUGGAUUAUUGACCCUUCUGGGUAUAAAUAAGUACUUGAGCGCUUAUUUGAGAAAAUAUGAUAAGCCUUAAAUGCUAGUUCUUUGUGAUAUUUUGCUUAAGAAAUAAGCUUAUCUCUUUUAGACAAUAUAUCAAAGUUGGCAAAUUGGGCUGUGCAGAAAGUUACCGUGAAAAAGAAAUCAUUUUGCUAAGUUUAUUGUCUAUACUGGCCACCUUCAGUGGGGCCAGGGCUUGAACUGCUGACGUCCAGUGCAAAUGGUCCUACAUAUAUGAAGUUGUAACCACUAAUCCACUGCACUCCAUAGUUUCCAUGCUUAUUAAUUAGCAGUGUUUGCUACGAAAGAGUCAAAUAGUUUUACACUUGCUUUAAACAGCCUUCCCAAAGUUGUACAAUAGGCCUAGUGGAGCAAUAAAGUAAUCAAAACAAAAAACAACUUUUUAGAAGAUUGUUUUAAGCUGUUCAAUUUCAGUCUUGACCAGUCUAAAAAUCUACUAUGGGAACACUGUCAACAUCAUCGUCAUCAUCAGGCUUCUGUGAUUUUUUGGGAAAAAGUGAAGAACAGCGAUCCCCCAAAAAACUAUCAGCCAACUGUUGGCCAACAGUCCGCCCACUGUUGACCAUGUUAUUUUCAUGUUACUCUUUGAUCAUGGUUUGCUCGCAUUGAGGUAACGAUGCAAGUGCGGGACUGGUUUAGCGAGAUAGAAAUGUCAUGGACGGUCUUAUCUGGGAAUGCUGAUUAAGAAGUCCAUAGAAAACGUUGGUCUAUGAGUAAAGGAUCGUUCUUCGAAGACUCUAAAAUUUCUCUUGGACAGUGGCUAAACAUCAUUUACAGCGUAUAUCUUCUUUUUUUCAGUGUUGGUUAACUGUCUGUCAAUUGUUGGUAUGCUGUUGGCUGACAGUUGGCCAACAGACUUUUAGGGGAGCUUUUCUUCACUUUUAGCUAUUUUUUUUCCUAUGCAGGAAAACAAAUAGCUGCAACUAUAGUUUAUAGCCAAUAGGAAGUGGAGUUAUAUAAACUGAAAAAAAUAUGUUGCAUGAUAAUGCAUCAGACUGUUUGUUACUUGCAAGGUUCCAUGUAUGAAUCAGAGUUGAUCUUUUGCCAUUCUAUUAUAUAAGCUCAGUCAAACAGAAUAGCAAGUGGACUUUAAUAUAAAUCGAUCCUAAUAGCGCUUUGCACUAUUACUAAAACAAGACUCGCAUGGUGGAGGUUCAUUGGGCUGCCAAUUGUGGAAAGUAUCACUCUUUUCCAGCUUGAGUGGAAAGCUACUCCUAACCUGUGGUAUGCAAAUUAAGUUUCGGUUUUAUUUCUGUCAGAAUUUCAUUAAAAGGCCUUCUAACUAUCCAAGUCAACUUUUCUUUAAUGGGCAAUCUACAAGUAGCAUCCUUUCAUGUCAGGAAAGACUUUUCACCCGCAGGGAGAGAAUUGCAUCAAGUUGAAGCUUUUCCAAGGGGACCGUAUGAGGGCAUUUUUUAGCUCCUGCACAAGCUAACUUUAGUAGCAAGAUCAUCGACUACUUUAACUAGAUAAUCAUUUGGUGUAGAUAUAAGGUCAAUAAUAACUCAACACAAUUAUUUUAUCAAUUCGUAUGUUGAAGUUUACAUUUACAUUUGCUGAACUUAAAGUUCAACAUUUGAAAUGGGCGUGAGUACCAGCCCUGGUUUUUUUUUUUUGUUUAGUGCUAUGGGUAGUUAUAAAUAAUUGAAAAAAUAAGGAAGAUUAUGAGCCAUUCAUAAACAGAGAAAUACUUUCAAUGGAUAUAAUAAAUAGCCUCACUAUCUUUGUAAUUUCUUUUAACAGGAGCAUUUGUCUUUGAAGGAAAACAGUUUAGCAAGUAUCCAUGGUGAUCUGUCCACUCUCUCUCAUUUAAGGGUAAACAAUGAUGUUUUUACUUUUUACCCUGAUCGAUCCGUAGACUGAACAGGAAAGACAAAGACAAAUAUUGCGAUAUAUGUUUUGUUACUCAUAAUUAAUUUGAUCUGUUAAGUUCUAGAUUGAUGUAGCACUAAUGGUAAAACAGGGAAUAAUUUUAGUGUUUAUGAAAGUGCUUAAUGUUCAUGAAAAAUUUCAAUACAUUUUAAACUCAUCACAAAUAGAUGAGCUUGGGAACUGGUGCCUUAAAGGUUAGCGGGGUACCAGAUGCUAUAGUCGCAGGGAGGUAUCCAUGGCAACCCUGGAAUGCACUGAAAAUCAGUGAAAAUAACUUACCUGAAAAGAUACUUAUCCUGGCCACCAAAUGCAAAAGAGGGAGAGGGGAGAGGGUGCUAGAAUUUGCAAUGAUUCGCAAUAGCUAAGUUUUUGAUCAGCAAAGGUCAGCUGAUAACAUUGCACGUUUAAAGUAAUGAACCUCGAAACCAUGUAAAACCACUGAAGGCCACCCGAAAGGUCACGUGCUGCAAAUGAGACCGCUGGACUGCAUUUGCUCAAAUUUAACUUUGCCUAAGUGAUAUUUAGCCACAUCCAAGCUAAGACCUUCAUCUGUGGAAUACUGAUGGAAACGCAGCAAUGUUCCUGUUGUCUGUUAUCUUUGUUUCCUUUUCAACUAAGCUGAUCAAAUAAUAAUUAUUUUAUCAAUACAACAAGUUUGACUUCUUUUAAGUCAUUUUGUUGUUUUGCUGCUUGUGUCAAUAGAUUUCUUUAAAUAAAUUAGUACCUCUUAAUUUGUUUACCUUGUGGUUAAAUCAUUGCUUUACCACGUCACUGAUAUUUAGUAAAAGGUGUACAUUAAAAUACAUAUAGAAUUUUGUUUUUGACAGCAUAAUUUAAUUAUGUUGACGAAAAUGUGGACUUUCUUUUUUGUUUGUAAGGUAAUAAAUGCUCGUCAAAACCAGCUCAAGAAUUCUGGAAUUCCUGGGGAUAUUUUUGGUUUAGAAGAUCUCUUAACAAUAGUAGGUUGCCAUUGUUAAUCAUUUCUGGAACACUUUACAUGUGCUUAAUUAAUAAUAUCACACUGGGUCAAUUACUGGUCCAACCAAACGAUUCCAUUGAGAAGUCCAGGAUAGUGGGAUAGUCUGCCACAUCGGGCACUAGGAGUACAGUCGACUCUCUCUUAAUGGACACCUCUAUAAGACAGACACCUCUGUAAAACGGACGCUUAGAGUUGGUCCCUGCCUUUCUUUACUCCCUUUAUUUGACUCUCUAUAAGACGGACACCUCUCUAAGACGGACACUUAGUGCCCGUCCCAAAGGUGUCCGUCUUAGAGAGAGUUGGCUGUAUCAGUAAGGCUAUGUUGUCGAGACAGCCAGAAGAUCACUACAAGCUCACUAGUUUCACUGGCCCUCAAACUAGCCUUUUGGUCCUUUAAGUAGUUCUGCAGUGCAUGUUAUCAGUGUUGAGAAAAUUUUUAUCAUCAUUAUUUUUCCCCAUUUUUUCAGGAUUUCAGUCAUAAUCAGCUCAAAGAGGUAAGAGUUCUUCUCAGUGGUAAAGGUUACUUUUAUGGCUGGGAAACAAUAGUUACUCUUACCCACAAACUUAAAAUGUAAUGAUUGUUUAGGACUAAAAUACCAGUAACUAUUAUGAAGAAGGAUCCUCUGCCUUAACUCAUCUUUUACCAAAACAGGAUGUAUUUUUUACCUUUUCUAUUUAUUCCAAUCUCUUUAGGCCCUCCUUUCAUUCCCCCUUUUGUACAUCUCCAGCUGAAGAUGACACUGUUGUUUUUCUUUUAUUUACUUUCCAUUCAAAGAAAUCAUGUCUUUCAUAUGCCUUUCAGUUAUACUCCGGUCAUUAUGUUGUACCAUCAUGUAAGUUUCCAUGUUUUAUGUCUUUUCCCUUUUUAGGUACCUCCAGAGCUGGAGAAUGCCAAAGCACUCAUUGUUUUGUCACUUAGUCAUAACAAGUGAGUCAUGAUAAACUUUAUCUUCAUAAAAUACGGCUUUGGUAAAGUGUUUUGUUGCUGUAAUUCUACUUGUACAUGUAUCUAUGAUUGAGGAGGUAGCUGGUCGGUGAGCACUCCAGUUCACCCCAAUCGGAGUUUUGUUUGUUUGUUGUUGUUCCCAAUGUUGGGCCAUGCUUUAAAUACAUGCAUGUAAUCCAAAUGGUUUUCCAUCCUUAUCAAUAUGAUUUACAACCUUGUUAUACUAUUAUUAGACAGAAUGUAAGUCAAAUAAUUUUUGCUUUAGUGCUUAGCCCCACCCACCUUUGCCAUCGUACAUGUUAAAGUGCAUUCCUUGUUAAAAAAAAGGUCCUUUCUCUUUCAGAAUUUCUGUUAUUUCAAAUCAGUUAUUUAUUAACCUGACAGACCUAAUCUACUUGGACCUUGGCAACAAUCUCAUUGGUUAGUGUAAAGUGGAGGGUUAUGUAAUAUAUAUGUUGUACUUAAUUUUUUAUCCCAGGUAAUUUUUCUUUUUCUGUUUUUCAUUACCAUACCCAAAAACAAAAGAAAAAGAAAAAUUACCUGAGAUAAAAAAUUAACUACAACAUAUUCUUGUAGACGUAGGCGUAUAGUUACUAUUUGUUUAGCUCUUUUUAAAUUAAGGUUUCACUGAUUGUUUGUAGAAUAUUGUAUUUUUUGUAUCCACAUGUAGGAGAGGGGCCUAACACUUGCAGGGGAUUUACUGAUCAUUAGCACAAGUUAAUGAGGGUGGGAAAAGGAGAACAUUACGGCUUCUUCCUUUUUUUUUGUUUUCCUUGCUUUUUUGUGGUCAUUCUAAUGUUUAAUGUUUUAGGCAUAAUAAUGCAUGGUUAUGAAUGAUAAAUUUGCCUUCAUUUCCAGCCCUUUGUUUCCUGGUCUAAGGAAAUAAUCAAAACACAACAUUUUAUGAUCCCUUGCAGAAUCCAUUCCUCCACAACUAAGAAGACUGGUUAACUUACAGACCUUGGUAUGUUGUGCUAAGCUCUUUGUCAAGCAGCUAUGAAAAGCCCUGAUGAUGUUAAUUUUUUAAAGGUUGCAAGUUAUAGUUUGCUUGAUGGGUAAAUCAGUCUCAAACUUUAAGAUGAUGAAGUUACAUGUAGAUGCAACAUGUGCUACUAGCUUUGUAAACUAGGCAAUAGUCACAGACAAAUUGAAAUGUAAUGCAAAAGGCUUUAGUUUACAGCAGACAUAUUUGUUUUAGCUUUCUCUCGUCAUCAUUAAGCCACAAGAGAAGACAGUUAUUGGCAUAAGAAUAAUACAAGUGUCUUUUUUACAUCUUAAUUUGUAUAUUUUUUUGUAGAUUCUUAACAAUAAUCCACUACUUCAUGCUCAGCUAAGGUCAGUUGAAAUAUUUUGUUGUAUUUGAUCAAAACCCUUUUUUAUUGUUGAUAAGUUAAUGAAGGCAGAUAACAUUCAGUUUGGCUUACUUUAAGAGAAUUUCAAUCAAACUCCAAACCACUGUACUUUGCACCAGACAAUCUAAUGAACCUGAGGACAGCCUAAAACAGAAUAUAGUUGAUGAGAUUCCUCGGAACAAACUGGCAAAUAAGUCGGGGUUUUUUUACAGUUGAACCUCUCUACAAUGGCCACCUUGGGGACAGAAGAAAGUGGCCAUUGUAGAGAGGUUGAACAAGCGUGAAUGCAUGCACUGUCCACCCCAAAAAAUGGCUGUUGUUGAGAGUAAGAAGUCGUGGAGAGGUGGCUGUUUGUGGAGCUUUGACUGUAUUUAUUUACGUUAAGAAUGUUCUUUGCUUCAUUUACCACAGGCAGCUUCCAUCUUUGACCCAGCUCCACACCCUUCACUUGAGAAACACACAGGUAAAAACAUUGUGAUACAUAUUAAUAUUAAAUAACAUUUUCUUGUCUGUCUUUGUACAAUGUAAACUUGAACUAUACAGGGUUUAGUGAUUCAAAGAAUUUUUUUUUCUGUCCUUUUCAGAGAACAGUUACAAAUAUGCCAGGCAAACUGGAAAGCCUUGUCAACCUUACAGGUAACUAGAAAACUGCUAUCAAAACAUGGCAUAACUGUUACCUACAUGUAGUAUUGGUUGUAUAUAGCAGUUUCUGCUUGAGGAUCUCAAAGCCACUUUUAUCAUGAGGCAGGAAUACCUGUAGUUCGCUCUCAAAACAUGAUGCUAACAAACACUGUUAAAAAUUGUUCUGAAUCAGCACAUUGUUUGUGUUACUGGUAUUUGGUACAAUUUCUUAACACUCAUUUUUUCUGUGUUUUUCAAUAACAGACCUGGAUUUGUCUUUUAAUGAUCUUCCAAGAGGUAAGAACUUGUAACAUUCUGUUCAAAGACUUAAAAGUUUAAAGGAGCUGUGUCACGAAAUUCAGCCAAAUUAGGAAGUUACAAAAUGCUCGUUAAAUUAAGAGAAGCAUAGAAAUAACCGCUUAAAAUUUUAAAGGAAGGUUAAAAUAACAUAACAGAAACAACAGAUGUCACGGAUGGGCAAAACUGAAGAAGAUUGAAACAGAUUGAAAUUAGGAUUUUUGAAAACUGUUCAGCCUAACAGUUUUUCAAAGUUGAUCCCUGCUGCUUGCAACUUCAAAAAUAAUGCUCACUAGACAUAUUUGUUUGUCUCAGAUCUCUGAUUUUGACAUUUACAUGUAAUUUCUUUUCUUACUUUAAGUUCCAUAGCGAUUGAGGGCGAGUAAUUGGCAAAAUUAAACAAAAUGAACUGGACUGCCGUGACACAGCCCCUUUAAACUGCCUUGUUUAUCACAGUGCAUGCAUUUCUUCAACUUGGAAAUGCAUGUACUUUUGAUGGCCAUGAAAGAGAUGUGGCCCCGUCAACUGUAUGGUUUUUUUGAGGCCAAAACUUGGAUCUUAAGUAGCUGGUAUGAGAAGCUGGCUUGCGGGCCAGUUUUUCUUUUACAAGACCUCAAUGAAAACAGCCACUUUCAUUUCAUUUUUUUUGUCAGCAUUCCUUUGAAGAAAUUCAUCGAGCAAAAAUAAUAAAAUGUUAAUACAUAAAUUUAUUAGAGCCAGUAAAAAAUAUGGCUAAUGGCUACUGACACUGUCAUUAUCGGUAAAAAUGAUCUUGACCUAAGGUGCUCUCUCCUUUUGCGCAUUGGUUAUGGUGUCAUUCACCCCUGCAAGGUCCAUGGGAAUGGCAAAUGUGUUUCCCAAAAUCGACCAAAAUCUGUUUUAUGAGACAAUGAUUGUUCAUGUAUACAACCCAAAUUCAGUCUGCAUAUUAGGAGUGUAUUCUGCUAUGUUGAAGAAAAUAACCAUGGUUUGCUUUUUGGUUGCUUUCCUUCCCUGAUUUAGUUCCAGAACCAGUGUACAUGAUAGCCAGUCUCAAGAGAGUUAACCUGUCACACAACCAAAUAACUGAAGUGUCUACUCUUAUAGGUUAGUUCAACAGUUUAACUGUGUAACAAGAAAAAAAUAAUACUCAAUGAAAUGUCAUUUAGUAAAGAUCUAAUAAUCAAGUCUUGAAAAUACUCCCGUCUGGUAGUCUGGGAAAAGUAAAUUUUCUUGGCCAAGUAACUUUCUAAAACUUUCUUGCCGAAUUGGCAAGGGUCCCAGGGCAAGCAAGAUGCUGCUUGUCCAAAUUAAGGACAAGCUAGAGUUCAAGUUGUUUUUUAAGCCCUGAAUAAUACUAAUUUAGUAACUGAAAAAUUUAGUUAAAAAAUGAUCUCAGAGACAGUGGAUUGAAGCAUUGUUGCCAGGUGUGAAAAAUAGAAGAGUAAGCAAAAUUAAAAUUUCAUAGAGGGCAUUAUUGGAGUUGUAUGAAGAUGUGAAAAAAACAGGCACAGGAAACCCAAAGUUAUUAAUCUAUGGAAAAAUGAUUAAGUUGCUGCAAACAUUUUUUUCAGACACCUGGACCCAAUUGGAGACAUUAAACUUAUCAAGAAAUCAACUUACAGGACUUCCAGUGAGUGAAUAUUAUUAUCCUACUUUUCUUGAUAUUUUUGCGGUAAAAAUAGCCAACUUGAACAAUGUUUUAAAGUCAAUGUGAUUUACAUUUAUAUACCUUAACUGUGGAGUGAGAAGCAUGAGAUUUGGUCAGCUAUUAAAUAGUAAGAGGUUAAUGGUUUCAUACUGCAUAACCAUUCAUAAUAUUAACUAGUGCUACUACUAUUUUGAAUGUCAAAAACAUUUUGUUUGUUUUAGGCAGCCCUUUGUAAGCUGGUAGCCCUUAAAAGACUGUUUAUAAAUGGUAGGUUUAUUACCCUUUAAAAGUAUAGUUAACUGUUACUUAAAAAUCUGUUACAAUGUAUUUAAAAUUCAUAUAUUUUUGUAUUUUAAAAGACACUUUUGUAAGUCACUACACAUGAAUCUGUAGUGAAGCUGGUUCCUCAUUAAAGAUUGUUAUCAUUUAAAAUGAAUUGUUUCGAUAUUACAGGUAUUUGCUUGGCCCAUUUUUUACCAUUUUUGCUCAGAAACACACCUGUUACUAGUGGUUUUUAUAAUUUUGUUUCAGGAAACAAUAUCAACUUCGAAGGACUGCCAACUGGAAUUGGAAAAUUAUACAAUCUAGUGAGUUGUCAGUUGUGAAAGGUUCUGUGAAAUUCACAAAUUGUUAAUUUUUUAUUUUUCCCCCUGGAGCUACUGUACUCUACCUAGACCCCGCUUAAACAAUAAAAAUACUGAGUCAAAUAAUAAUAAAGUUCCAGAAAUCAAUUGUGUCCAGACAGUUUGUUAAUGUACCUAUAACUCUUCUGAAAGUGAUUGUGUAAUUUCUUGUAGGAAAUUUUUAUGGCAGCAUGCAAUAAACUGGAAUGCAUCCCAGAAGGAUUAUGCAGGUAUGUUAAACAGUGGAGAGGAAAGCUUGAUAACUGAUGCGGUUUAAACUACCAGUAUUGUUUUAAGAUUUUAUGAACAACCAGGUUACAUGUUCUACUAAUCUGACUCAAGUUUUAGCCAAACAACUUUACAACUUAUUAUAGUUUGGCAUUAGACUGAAAAAUAUCCUGAAAGUUAUGCGUGCAAGCGAAAAUCAUUGCUGUCCAGUUUUGACAGUUCAUUAUGGGAAUUGGGUGUCUGUAAUUUCAGUUGAUUCUCCCCGUUAUGGCCACCGUUUAAUAUGGACACCUCUCUGUGACAAGCAGUAAAGGUGGUUCUGGAUUUAGAGAUACCGAACUUCAUAAAAUCCCUUCCUUUACAAUAGACUCAUCUGUGAUUCUGACAGUUGACUCUAUUGCUUCCAUUUUCUUAUUAUGGUGUUUUCACUCUAGUGUGUGUUCAAAGCAACUAAGGGAUCAAUUCAACUUCAGGUGGCCAUCUUAUAAAGGUGUCCAAAUGAGAGAGGGCUGAUCGCAAAAAAAGUAUUAGAUUUAAACCUGUCUUGCAUGCCACUCAACAGGUGUCUGAAGCUGCGCAAACUUACUCUUCACACAAACUGUUUGUUCACUCUCCCAGAAGGAAUUCACUUUUUGACAAACUUAGAGGUAAGAGCAGUGAUUAUGUUCUAAAUUGCCUGGUUGAGUCCUUAUCUUGUGAAAAAUCAGAAGUCCCAGUCGUGAAUCAUUGAGUCCCAAUCCUAAAACCAAUGAGUCCUAUGCAAAAGAUUCUUGAGCCUACAUGUGUCCUACCUAGCCAUUAAUCUGAAGUCAGUUUUGGCUUGGUGUGAACACCUGUAACUCUCCUAAAACAAACAAGUCAUCACAACAUAGUAAAUGAAAAAUAGUGGAGGAUGAAAACUGGAUAACUUGGAACAGAACCAACAACAAGAUCAUCACACAUGAGAACUUGAGGGCUUUGAAUUGAACCCAUACCAACGACCUCGCCAUUUCUGCUUCCCUAUAGAAGCCUAGUGAACAGAGUUCUUACUUUUAUCUCCACUCAUCUUUUCACACGCUUGUAAACCUGCCCAGUGGUGGAAGGAAAUCAAACAGCUAAGUGGUUUUUCUAAGGUCGAGCGCGCGAGCCCCAUCGCAGACCUUCAACACCUUGCGGAUGAGGGGGAAGACGCUAGACAUUUGGCCAAUGUUAUUAACGACGCUUUUUUGUCACCAAUGACCGCUUUCACCCCUCUAGUCACGCCUGAUGCACACGCGCGUGUGCGCGCGUAUACAUGCCAACAAGAUCUUCCCCGUCCGAUAUCUGAGUUUUCAGUCUUUGAGAAACUAUCGGCGCUUAAUACGAACAAAGCAUCCGGACCUGAUGGAAUCCCUUCUUGGGUAUUAAAAGAAAACGCGGACUUAUUGGCUGCACCAGUGGCAGACAUCUUGAAUUCUUCCUAUUUGGAGCGUCGCCUUCCAACUUCGUGGAAGAAAGCGGACAUUACACCCCUCCCGAAGACUUCACUUGUUAGCGAUGUGAACAAACACCUGAGACCCAUUUCGUUGACUCCAAUUCUCUCCAAAGUCGGGGAAGAGUUUGUCGUUGACGGCUACAUCAAGCCUGCCGUCCUUGCGAAGAUUGACCAGAACCAAUAUGGGACUGUUCCGAACUCCAGCACAGUGCAUGCCCUGAUCAGCAUGCUCCACAACUGGUAUAAGAAUACUGACGGCAACGGUUCUACUGUGCGCGUGGUGCUCUUUGACUUUAGGAAAGCAUUCGAUCUCAUCGACCACGCCAUUCUUAUGGCUAAACUUACUGAUUAUGAGCUACCACCUUGGGUGCUGGACUGGAUUGCAGAUUUUCUUACUGACAGGAAGCAACGAGUGAAACUCGCCCACGAUUGCUACUCGGAUUGGGGAUCUGUCAGGGCAGGUGUCCCGCAGGGGACAAAAUUGGGGCCCUGGCUCUUCCUGGUAAUGAUAAAUGACAUCAAUGUCAAUGGUGUCAACCUUUGGAAGUACGUCGAUGACACAUCGAUGGCCGAGACAGUCCACAAGGGCCAACCAAGUGGAAUCCAAUUUGCUGUAGACGACCUAGUUAGGCAAGCCGAAAUAGAUAAGUUCCAGUUGAAUGAGACCAAGUGUAAAGAGUUGCAGAUAAGUUUCUCAAGGUCUGUAGAUCCUUUCGAAACAGUUACUAUUAACAACAAACCAAUUGAGGUUGUAACUAGCGCAAAACUUCUUGGUCUCACAAUUUCAAACAAUCUAAAGUGGAACGCUCACAUAGAGAAUGUUAUCAAAAAAGGAGCCUCUAGGCUAUACCUAUUAAGGCAGCUUAAGCGUGCAAAAGGAGAUCCUGCGCAGCUACUUUGUUUCUAUACUACGUGUAUCCGGCCCAUGUCUGAAUAUGCCUGCCAAGUUUUCCACAAUGGUCUGCCUGAGUAUCUCUCUGAAGAGCUAGAGAAAAUUCAGCGCCGUGCACUUAGAAUUAUUUUCCCUGAUUUAGGCUAUCAAGAGGCUCUAAAAGAGUGCAAUAUUGCCACCCUCCACCAACGGCGCCAAUGGCUGACAGAGCGCCUAUUCAAUGAGAUUAAGGACAACAGCCUCCACAAAUUACAUGGCCUUUUGCCGCCACGUAAUCUUAGUACUGUAGCCUUAAGGAGUAAGCGCGUUUUUAACGUGCCUCUUUGUAGAACAAAUAGACUAAUGAAUAGUUUUAUCAUGCAUAACGUGGCUAUUUUCUAAUGGUUUUAUUGUAAAUUCGCGGCUCUUUUCUUAAAUUUCAUGACGUUGUAUUUUGUUCCUUUGUUUUAUUUAUUUACUGAUAUUUAUUUAUAAUAGUUAGUCUUAGUAUUCAACGUAUUGUACAGUCUGUAAUCCAGCCCUUGGGCUGCAAUGGAUUUUUAAUAAAGCUAUCUAUCUAUCUAUCUAUCUAUCUAUCUAUCUAUCUUCACAUAUAGGAACUUGAUGUUCGUAAUAAUCCUGAGCUGGAAAUGCCACCCAAGCCUGUCCCUGAUGAGUUAGGGAGUGGCCCAGAAUUCUACAAUGUGGACUUCACACUGCAGACCCAGCUGAGGAUGGCCACAGGUGCUCCUCCACCACCAGUCUGUAAGUCAAUGACAUUGGACAUUCUGUUUGUUUGAUUGUUUUUAUUUUAACCCUUUCACUGCCAAACAUGGCUAAAGGCAAAUUUCAACCAAAUUUCCAAAUUUCAUUCUCUAAAAUUUUGAGAAAUAAAUAGCAUCAUGUGAAAGUACAGGCAGAGAGCUUUCAUUUGAAUGGUCACAUCAUAGGAUUUCGUCCACAGACUCAAAAGUUAGAGUCACCCUACAAAACUCUAUCAAACACUCUGGCGGUGAAAGGGUUAAAAAUUAUUUAUAAAAAGGAUUUACUAACCUGCAUCACAGACAAAUGAUUACUUUUAACUUGGUUAGUUACAUCUGUGAAGUGUUCUGGGCUGUUAAUGGACUCAAUGAAUUGCCAGAAAUGUGUUUUGUAUUUCCUUUCAACCUGACUGACAAAUUGACAAUCUAUGGCAUUUUUAACAGACCAAUCAUGGCACAUACUCAAAUUCUGGUACACAGCUGGGGACCCAGAACAAGGAUUCGGGCGCUGUUUCACAGAAUGAUGGAAUUAACCAGAGUUUAGUUUCGUCUGUGGUACAAGCUAGAAUUCGUCUUUCUAUAGAACAUAAUUGAGUUUCUGUAAUACAACAAUGUACAGUGGAACCCCGUUAAUACGGUCACCAGUGGGCCAAGAAAAAUUGGCCGUAUUAUCGAGGGUUUUAUUUAUAAGAAAAUGUAUGGUGGUUUUUGCUAGGCCGCCAAAAAAGUGGCCGUAAUAAGGAGCAUAAGGUCUGGCAUUUUUUUCUUUGGUUACUGUUUCCUUUAAUAGACUAAAACUUUGCCCCACAUUAUGUUAUUCUUGCAUUAGGUUACAGUAGCAGCAGUAUAUAUGUUCAUUUAGAGAAGUGAUAAUCCUCCUAAGUUAGUAAUAAUAUUAUUAUUCUUGUGCUCAUACAUUUUAGUGCUUAUUAAGAGAUCAGGGAGAGAAUUUUGACCAUUAGAAAUCAUGGCACUGUCACCUUCCUCCUCUUGCCCUGAGGUUCAUUGUUUAUUGAGCACAUUCCAUUGCUAAUAGUUAGGAGUAAAGAACAAAUCAUGACAUUUAUCUAUUUUUUCCUGCAGCUCACAAGGAUUCUUAUGCUAGAAAAGUGAGUCUGGUUAACUUCUUUAUGCCUUUUUUGUAAUUUCAUUUUAAGUCAUCCAGGUUUUGUUUAGCCAUCACUAAAAAUUAAAAAUAUGUUAUAAUUGUUUAUGACAGUUGCGAAUGAGAGGUCGUCGAUAUCAUGGUCAAUCAGAAGAUUUAAAGGUACAGUAAACUUGUGCAGUUUUGUUACCUGUGUUAAAAUCUGCUUUGAAUUUAUUUUUAUUUUAAUUAACAAAGCCUUGAAAUAGUAUGUACACUCUGUGUCAUUGUAUUAGACACCUCGUGCAAGUUACAUGUAGAUUGUCAUCUGAUGUAUGUAAUUUGUUGGAAUUUUGUGGUUCAGAAAUGACAUGUGCUUAAAUAUAUUGGAAAUGGCCUCACAACUAUAACAUGUGCUAUAAUUGUAGCACACACAAUUGUAACUUUUGACAGCAUUUAAUGGCCUCUCAAACUAGAUUAGAGCGCUGUAAGAGAUACACAAUACUUUAUAUUAAUAAUUUAAUUAUGAUCUUUUCAGGGUAUGGUAGAAGAUGCCGAGGAGAAGAAAGUGUCUGGACGAAACAAAAAACUCGGCAAAAGAGUAAGUCACCAGCGUAACAUAAUUUUUACUAACAGCCUCCUAUUAUUCAAGCCAUGGUUCAGCAUUCUAGUUUCCAUAACAGAAAACAUGCAUGGGCAAUGUUUGUAUGGAUUGAUUUGUUGGAAGUGUAAAUUGAUUGGCAAUGAUGUAUUAUUGAGUUGUGGAAUGAGGUACAUUGGACCUAGUUUGUUGAGCAAUCAUGCGAAAUCGCCCUGUGUGACUCUUGUGCUUCCGUCAUGCCUUGCAACCUCCUGCAUCCAUUUAUAACCCAGUAGGAAUGUUUAGGGAAUGAAAAGGAUAUGUGUAGAGUGCUUGCUUUGCACGUUGCCACUUCUGUGUUAAGUGUGCUUUCCCACUAAUUUUGAAUCAAAUAAGAGACAGCUUACAGUGACUUAGCUAUAAUUAUGUACUGGUAACUAAAUUUCUCUGGUGAAAUGAAUUUACUAAUUCAUUGGGGCCUGAUUAACUCGAUAUGUACAUGUACUUAGUUAUGAUGCAAUACAUAAAGUUGAAACAUUUCCGAAUUUUUGAAUCAGUGUAGAUUCGUAGAAUAUUCUUUGUCUAUUUAUUUUCUUACACAUUUUUUCAUCUUUAGCAAAGUAUAGAUGAACCAGAGAAGCUUCUAAAGUAAGUUGAACUUUUUUGAUAAAAAAUAAUUACAAUUCUUAGCCCUUGGUUAAAAAAAUCUGUUAAGUCAAAGGGUUUCAGAAAUAAUAACUGUUGCCCCUCCAGUAAGAUUCCUGCCCCCUCCCAAUCUACCAUUGCUACUUGAGACAGCCAUAUUCAUAAUAAUCUGCAGUUUGUACACUAACAUUAGUAAGUUGUUAUAGAUUCUACAACACAGUCCUGUAACUUAACAAGUCUUGAUUCUUUGUCAUCAUAGAGGAAGAAAAUGGAACGAGUCACUGGUUAAACCCAAUUUAGAUUAUCAUGAUUUCUUUAAUGACACUACUGGACAAGAACCUGGUAAGUUAAAUUUAAUUAAAUAAACUUCUGCUUUUUUCUAGCCUGUACCUACGUGUAUUCUGAGUCAUACAUGUAAAGGAUUGUUACUAUUUUCAACGGUUGAUACAAUUAUUGGUAACCAAUAAUAAUUAUUGUAGCUGUUGUGCAGAUGGUGACUCAAUAUAAUUUUAUAAUGUUUGUAAAAUAAUAACCACCUUUUUCCAUUACAGGUUUGACUGUGUGGCAGAUUGAAAACUUCCUACCAGUCUCUGUUGACGAAAGUAAGGCAAUAUUGCAUAUUGUUAUUGUACUGGCAAGUAAUAGAAAUCGUUUUUGGAAUAAACAGAAAAUAAAUGAAUAAUUUGCCUAAUGAGUAUGGAUAAGUUUUGUUGUUCUUAGUAUCGUUUAGAUCCUGCCAUUUGCUUGAAGUUGAAGCAUUGUACUACAAGGAUCUUCCAUACCUUUCCCUUAUAUAUACCAUGGUAUGGCUCUCAUGGUCAGAUACUUUUUGGCAUAAAAUCUGAUAUGAAAGAAAUGUGAAAUCACGAACAACAGGACAACUACAAGGCUUUUUCCCUUGUCAUAAUCACUGACUUCGAAAGAGGAGGUCAUAACUUAUUUACCCAACCCAUGAUCCGUGAAAUGUGUGAAGUGGGUUUAAUGUCACAUCUCUUUCCAAUAAACAAAAAAGGAUGGACACAAGGCCAAUUGCUUUAACAACAUGUGUAAGUCUUAAGGAUGACCAAAGCCAAUUUUCUCCUGGUAGCAAUAUCAGUACAUAAUCAAGAGAAAAUGUUGUGAGAAUUUAUUACAUGAUCACCUGAUGGAAAAAGCUUUCAUCUAGAAACAAAUUCGCUCAACCAUCAAUUCUUUAAAGGAAAUAAUAUUUGGAGAUCAGUCUGGAUAAUUUGUACAUAAAGGAAUAAUGUUACCGUGAUAUUAAUUACUGGUAAUUACAGGGAAAAAAAGCCUGGAACUGAAUCUAAUAGACCUUUUUACCGAUACGGCGGCCUUAUUGAAUUAAUUCGAUUUAAGGAGUAUUAUAGGAUGCCAGGGGCAUGAGCACAUUUCGUUUGUAUUUUCGAGCGCUUUUCGGGCAUUUUUUCUUAACGUUGUCUUAGAAUAAGAUUGUAAUGGGAAAAAAGAUCCUUGUGCAGUGUUUGGAUGUAAUAAUGAUUGCCUUUUUCUAGUGUAGUAUUAGAAAUGUCUUCUACUGUAUACUUCUCGGGAAAAAGGCGAUCCAUUAUUACAUUCAAACACGGCGCCAGAAUCUUUUUUCCCAUUACAAUCUUAUUCUAAGAAAACGUUAAGAAAAAAUUUCCCAAAAAGCACUCGAAAAUACAAACAAAAUGUGCUCAUGCCCCCUGGGCAUCCUAUAAUACUCCUUAAAUCGAAUUAAUUCAAUAUGGCCGCUGUAUCGGUAAAAAGGUCUAUUGAAAUGAAGAAAAAAAUUUGACACAAUCAGCACAAUUUCACUACUGACUUUUUUAGUGGUGAAGCAGGUAUUGAACUCAAGCCUCGCAAUAUGAAAACCUGCAGUUAUCCUACAAAUUAAGCCAACUGGGUGGCAGUCAUCUUGUCAACACUUCUCUCUCUAGAGCCCACUCCAUUCUUCACCUUAAUGACUUUGAUCUAGUUUUCUCAUCUGCAUCAGGAAAACAGCAAAGGAAUGUUUUUUCCCCUUUCAGGUUAAUAAAGGCAGAACAAAUUAUGUGGAAUACUAAUAUAAAAAAGCCAACUGCUUUGAUUCCUUCCACUUGGUUUCCGUUCUUAACAUAGACUGUAGGAGGGCCGUGAUGAAAGUUACUGGGUCAACAGUAAUAGAUGUUACAGUACCCUUGUCUUUUUUUAAAUUUAUCGUUAUUUUCUUUUUUAGUGUUUUAUGGAAAGUUUUAUGAAGGAGAUUGUUACAUUGUUCUCAAGGUAUGUACUGCUAUUUCUUGACCAUUGACAGUGAUUCAAGAUUAAUCACUGUCUAAUGAUGUACAUUUAUCGCUAUUAUUGUUCGUUGUGGGCAGAAAAAGUAUCAUGCAGUCUGUGUUUUAUUGUAUUUUUCAUCAGACAAGUUUUGAUGAUACAGACCAGCUUGAUUGGCAGAUAUUCUACUGGAUUGGAAAGGAUGCUUCUGUAAGUCUUCUUUCCUUUUUGCGUGUGAAAAUCACAUGUAUUAUUAAAAGAAUUUACACUCUGAUUUAUGAAUAACCAAAUGAUUUAGACACCCAGUGUACCUGGUUCUGUGUUCUUUGAACCCUACUCUUCCUUUUUAUUAUUAUUUUUUUUAAUACAUCUGGUAAAAUCAAAAUAGAAUUUCUCCUUUUUUCUAUCCUUCAUAUUUCUUACAGUACAUGUAUUUAGGAAGGAGAUAUCAAGGUAACUGGUUUUGGGUGAUCAUUGGGUCAUUUUCUGAUAUACCAUAUCGCGACUUACAGGGUUUCCGGAGAGGAUUACGUUUUUUAUUGCUACCUUUUGGAGGGUUGUUACUUGCAAAACUUUGUUGUGUUUUUGUAGUGCUUGUAACAUGUAUUAAUUAAUUUUUUAUUUGUUUUUUAGCUUGACAAGAAGGCUUGUUCAGCCAUUCAUGCUGUGAACCUCAGAAAUUUCCUUGGUGCUGAGACAAGGACUCUGGUGAGUGCAACAUUCUUUUUUGGUUGAAACAUUACUUUAACUCGAAGAAUCCAACAAAUGUUUAUGAAAAGGUUGUUAUUGGUUACUGUUAAAGGGGUUGCAUUUUUCCCCUUUUGAUAUAAAUCCUGAAUAGAAGGCACGGUCAAUAAUGGCAGUGCUGACUGCAAGAAAAUAGGACAAAUUUGAGAUACUUUCCUUCUUGCGUAUAUAUUCUUCAUAAAUACCUGCUACAUAGGCUACCAUUGAUACUUCCAAUAAGUGACAAUUUUGUAACAAUAUUAUAUAAUUAUUAAUUUUAAUGAUAGUAGGCUAACUUGGCAGUGUACAAUGUAAUGUAUCACUUGUAAAUUGUGAUUUGAUCCUCUUGUUUUAUUUUCCAGCGUGAAGAACAAGAAGAUGAAUCAGAAGAAUUCAUAGAACUGUUUGAAAAUGGCAUCAGCUAUGUCGAGGGUAGGAGUCAAAUAAAUGUAAUCAAGUGCGCAGGUCAAAUUUAAGAACACUCUUUUCAUUCCCUCAUUGUGAAGUGCAUCAGAUCUUUUCAUUAAAAAAUCUGUUGUCUGAACACUGGUCUGACUUUUAAUUCCCUAUGACAAAAAGUUUGAGUUCCAGCAUGUCUUUUGGGCAAGCUGUUCUUCUUUUUUUCAUUUACCUGGGCCACUGAGAUGGUCUUAAUGAUUACUUUAAAAAUAGUUUACACAUUGAAUUAAGGUAUGUUACUACAUAUUAUGUUAAUUUUUGUGCUUAUUUUUCGUUCGUUCUUAUUUUUCUUUCUUUUUUUAAAGGUGGCACAGCAAGUGGAUUUUACACCGUUGAAGACCCUGUAAGUACUGCCAUUGUGUUCAAAUUGAAUUCAGAGAUCAGUUACUGGUACAUAAAGUCAUUUCAAUUAACGAACUCCUGUUUUCACUAGGUUUACCCAACAAGACUAUUUAGGAUUCUCAAGACAUCUAAACUUCAGCUGGAACCUGUAAGUUGUGGCUUAUCAGUUAUAAAAAAAUCACCAUGAUGACAUACAAUUUUAUUCCCAAACUGGAUAAAAUGCAAUGUCUCCUUUUUGACUUACUUUUAAAAAUUCAUCUUGUUGGCUAACCCUUUUGCAUGGAAUUGUAGCUGGCUGACUUUUUACGAAAGGCACAGAUUUAAUCUUCAAAUAGUAGUAGGUAAACAUCGAAAUUGGCAGUGGAUUUUUUCCCAAAAUGUUCCUUUUUUGUGAGUGUAACUCCGUUAGGAUCGGUCAAAAUAUCCAAAACGAGAUAUUUGUGAAAAGAUCUGUCUUUGCUGACAAUGUUACUUACCAACUUAUGAGCUUAAACUGAAAGCUAAAUGGAUCCAGGAAGAAAAAUAUGCAUCUUUCCAUACGAAACGAAAACGACCAAAGGGUUAAAAUACAUACACAUCUCCCUUGUUUGAAACCAUGUUUUUUUUUUGCUCUUUAGGUGGAUGUUAGCACUACGUCAUUAGAUCCAACAUUUUCCUUUGUUUUGGAUGCUGGGCUUAAAAUCUACAUCUGGUCUGGAGAGAGGGUAAGUACGACUUGUUAGCUACGUGUAUGUUCUUUGGCUUGCCAUUUAUUUUCAGCCAAGAAUUGCACUUUGUCCUCGUCAUAUUUUUUCUUCCCUGCCUGAACAGUACCAUAAUCUUUCUGAUGACUUAGAGGGGUAUAAUUUAUUAUUAUACCUCUUAAAGAUUAAGUGUGAAAAUUUUAGUAUCCCCUCAAACAAUACAUGCCAUAGUAAAUUUUUAUAAUAUUAAUCUCAUGUAACCAAAAUGACUUUUAACUUUUACAAUUUAUUUCAGGCAAAAGGGACAACAAAAACAAAAGGAAGGUAUGUAAUGAGAAACGAUGAUCUCAGUCAGUGAAAUAAAGUUAAUGAAUAUUACACUGCCAUACUCUGCAUAAUAGAUGAUAAUUUUCAUUUUUCAUGAAUAACUGGAAAACCCCGAAAGCUUAGUUACCUUUCGUCUAUGCAACUGAACUAUCUAAAAAUGUAUGAUUAUUUUCCCCUUAAAUUUUAACCAACAAGCAGCAAGCUCCAAAUUGUAGAGACUUGUUUUGGCUCACAUGUGUGUUUCCUUAAAGGAGCUUCAACUUUAUUUAGGCUGCAUGCAAACGGACGCAACAACUCGCAACAUUGUUGCGCAACAAUGCUGGAGUUGUUGCGUGUAUGUUGACAGUGGUGUGCAAACGGAUGCAACAACUUCCAACAUUGUUGGGACCUACAGUGCAUCGUGGGAAGGAUACAACCCAGAAGUCUUUGUAAACCGUGCGUAAUGAGCCUGCGUGGCCCCAACAAUGUUGGGAGAGCUGUGCAAACGGAUCCAACAUUGUUGCGCUACGCUUGUUGGGAGUUGUUUGCUGAAAAGUUUGACCGGUUUCAAACUUGGCGCAAUAACACGCAACAACAUGCAACAGGGUGUGCAAACGGACGCAACAUGUAACAGCCAACAAUGUUGGGAGUUGUUGGUCAACAAUGUUGCUUCCUUUUGCACGCAGCCUUAAGUUUUUCGAUCGUCAUUGUUAUUUUUGGUUUUUAAUAUAAACUACCGCGUGUUAUUUUUUUCAUUUUUAACGUAAUGGAGGCAGCAUGGUAGGGUUAACUUUUGGGCCCCAACUUGGGCCCCAAGUUCAAGUCCCAACAGACUACUGCUAGCUGGAUUUGUUCUGGGUAGUGCCGAAUUCAAAUCCUCGGCCACGCUUGUAAAAUAGCCAACUGGUUCGCCUCCUUCAGGUUGGGAUUCUUAAAAAUGCUGAAAUUGUUUCAUUAUCCCUGAAAAGCCCCAUAAGGGAAGAGGUAACUACUUAUUCUUCAAACAUCGAUUUCAGAAUUUUUUGUAAUAAUGAUAGGGGAUAAUAGUAAUUACGAUUGUCUUAUUUCUUGAUUUUUACAUACAGUCAUUUAUUUCAUUGUAGAUUGUUUGCUGAGAAGUUGAACAAGAAUGAUAGAAAAAACAAAGCGGAAAUUAUAAUGUGCCAAACAGUGAGUACUUAUAAUUAUAUUUUUUAUACGAGCCAGUCAUUAUUUCAUUGUGGUUAGUGUCUGCAUCUCAUCUUCCUGACUUCUACUAUUAAAAUGGUACUAUAAAAGCAACAUGGUUUUUUUAAGGGUGAUGAGCCAGGGGAGUUUUGGAGACUACUUGGUGGCCGGACUUCAACUCCUAUCACUGUAAGUAUUCAAGUUCAAUGGUCAUAAAAUCACCAAGAUGGAGUUAAGGACAAUGAGCACUGCAUCAGUUGUACCCAUUUCCAUUAAGAAAAGAUAAGCUUAUUAUGAGUAUUUAGAAUUAGUUUCCCCUCUCUAUUUUCCCAAUAACAGAGUUUUAUAUGUGGGCAGGGCUGAUGGUUGGUCUGCCACAGUUUGGCUUGCUGGUCAUCUAGGAACUGGCUGCCUCUUAUUAGAAAGUUGCAGAUGUCGCUGGCUACGUCGUCCACUGCAGUCUACACUCAGCGAAUACUGCCUGCAUUAUCUGGUUCCUAACUGAUUAAAUAAACGGGGAUUAAAAGUUGGCUCUGUCAGGAUAUUCAGUGACGUAGUUCUUUGAAUCCUAGCGUAGGAAUGUUGACCAAAUUUGCUUAAUUCAGCAUACUGCAGGAUGCCAAUUUAUUAGAAUGAACUCUCAGUUACUAAUUCUUGUAUUUAAUGUUUUUAGGAAAAGCCAGAAUACAAGGAAAACCCUCCUGCUCCAAUUCUUUAUCAAGUGGCUCUAGGACUCGGCUAUUUGGAGCUGCCACAAGGUUCUUUGGCGGUUUUGUUUUGGUCAUUUUAUUUGUUUUCUAGUCAGUUGUUUAUUGAUUUAAUUUUUAUGUUCUUUACAGUGGAUACCCCUGGUGAAAAGUUGACGACGAAGAUGCUGGAAACCAAAAAUGUUUAUAUCUUAGAUUGUCAUUCAGAGAUCUUUGUUUGGUACGUGAAAAUCUUGUCAAAAAACCUGUCCCUUGGUUUUUCUUCUUUUUUUUUUUUUUCAUGCUUAUUUGAUCCCUCAGCAUUUUCGUGAAAUCUUCUUCUGCAGUAUUGAAUAACUAGAGAAGAGAUGCGAAAAAUUAAAGAUUUGCUCUGUUUUCUUCGUAAAAAAAAACGUUUUUUAAGUAUGCUUAACCUUCACCACCUGAUGCUUCAUGGCGGUAUAAUUAUUCAUUUAAUACGAAAGGAAACAUAGGUUUCGAAUUUUGGAUAGCUUUGGCUCGUUGGUGACCAGAAGACAGCAAACUUAUAGCAUUUGUUGGCGACAUCUUUUGGAAGAAGUGGGUUAACCAGAAAUAUGACAGGGCAAGUGGCAAGUGUAACGUCUAAUCAAUUGCUUAAAAAAGCCACAGUGUGUCUAGACCAAGAAUCUGGUAGAAAAAAAAGACAAAUUAAAAAAGUAGGUGGUUAUCUGAUAACGCCCUUGCAAUAACAAAUUGUACUGAUAACUACAGUACUGACCAGCUGUUAAAUUCUUCAAUUCACAGGAUUGGGCGGAAGUCAGCUCGUUUGGUGCGUGCCGCAGCAAUGAAGCUCUCUCAAGAGCUCUAUACUAUGAUUGACCGCCCAUCAUUCGCAUUACAGAUACGCAAUCUUCAGGGGUAGGUAGCGUAGUAGGCUCCUUCCCCACCCCACCCCACCCCACCCCACCCCUUCCAUCCCAAAGAAGCCCUUACGGGCAGUACACACAGACAAAUUUUCUUGUAUUAAUGACUUUCAAGGAGAGACAAUACAAGCUUGAGUGAAGAUGCUGCCUUAUAGUAGUAGAACAAUCGGGGCCUGAUGAACAACAGUUUUAGCGCCAAGUGUCAUAAACAAAAUGUGCUUUUUUCUCAAACAGUUAUAAUACUUCACUUGACCUUCAGGCAACUUUGAUGACAAAUCCCAGUCCAACAGGUCAUACUUCCAUCCCCUGACUAUGUUACAGCCCUUCAGAGUUUAAUUUUGUCACGCCCUUUUAUUUAAUUUCAAAAUCAUUGUUCUGAGUCAAGCUAGUCAAAAUCGGCUGUUGGCUCAUAACAACAUCACCCUUCCAUCGUUAGAAUUAAAUGAAGGAUGAUCAUCGCAGUUGUAAACGCAACUUUUGCAGUUGCGAAAAGAAAGCCUGAAAAAAAAUCAGGCUUGUACUUUGGGCUUGUACGGGAUUCGAACCCUUAACCUCCGCAAUACCGAUGCAGCGCUCUACCAAUUAUUUUUUUUUUUUUUCUGCUUUCUUUUUCUUUUUCUUUUUGCCUAUAUAACUGCGAUGAUUAUCCUUCAUUUAAUUCUUCACUCUGCAGUUCACAUAUAUUAUUUCCAUAUAUUCAUAAUUUCAUCAUCUUUCCAUCAUUAUUGGAUAUUUACCAUUGUGCUGCAUAAAUGAUUGUGUAUCGCUCAAAUGAUCAAUCUAGUGUGGUUCUUUCCCUAAAGGGCUGAGUCACAGAUGUUCAAGGCGAGAUUCACCGGCUGGGAUGAUGUAUUAGCUGUGGACUACACGCUGAGUGCUGAUUAUGUUGCAAAGGCCUCAAAACAACUGGGUGUUACGGUAAUUUGACAUAGGAGUACUGUGCAUCAGAGAGCUUUAGAUUCUUAGACGAGUACGACUACGAGUACGAGAUUUUCUCAAUACUAAGUAGUGCUCGCGCGUGAACCAGCGUCAUUUUGGCUAACCUGAGAUUAGGCUCUAUUUUCGUUUCGCUUUUUAAAUAACAUCAGCGGUAGCCGUUAGAGAGAAUGUAUGAGAACCGCUCAAAUUGGGCCUGAUCUCGGGUUACAUUUUGGCGGGAAAACGUGGUAGCCGUCAUCACCCUACUACGAGUUUUAGCGAGAAUGUCGAAGUAGCGGAAACAAGAUAUCAAAUGUUAGAAGUUUUAUCAUUUUGCGAUCAGGAAAGGGUUUAAUCUCCUUCACUAAAGCUAACAGUGCUAACUUUUCUAGUGAAAAAUGUUAAAAUGAAGCCUUCCGUGAAGUCUCUAUUUUGAGAAUACGCGAAAAAACUUGAAGUCAAAUCUCGUACUCGUAGUCGUUCUCGUCCUUGAAUCUAAAGGUCUCUAAUGAAAGGGGCUGUACGUUGAGAUAAGGACAAAGCCACAGGUUUCAUUACAGUACUGAAAAUAUUCCUAGAAGUUCUUGGUAAGUGCAAUGAAACUCAUUAUGGUUUUUAGUCUUGCGCAGUGUACAUGUACAUGGACAAGGAAACGGUAAAAUUUGCGAUUUGCAAAAGAAAGACUAACUUUUCGUAAUAUUUCGAACAAACUGUUUAAAAUAGUAGUUUAGUGCUGUCCUUCCAUUGAUGAAAUGUACAUGUACAUCUUAGAGAUGUGCGUUCCACCUGUGCUAAAGCAGCUGAUUUCAGAUUUUAUUGUUUUUGCACUAUUUACAUAUUGAUAACGUUAGAAGUCCCAUUAUUGUCAGUAAGUAACUUUUGUCAAGAUUCCAAGUCAAAGUGCCUAUUUGAUGUCCUACCGAAAAAAGGAGGAUUGAGGUCAGUAACUUGCUGCUGUGUUUGAACUCACCACUACCACCAAAAAGUGGAGCGGUUUAGUUUGCAGUGCAGGUUUUUUUAGAAGGAUACGAACACCAGAAUUUUCUCAUGGCUGUGGUGCAUGUGCAAGUCGCCACAGAUGCUCAUGAACAUACUUGUCUUUUUUAAAAGUGGUGCGGGUGGAAACUCAGGUAGAUGCAGCGCGUUUUGUCAUCCUUGUACCUCGUAGAAACCAUGUUUGAUGUUUCCUUACAUACAUACAUACAUACUUUAUUUGAACAGCUCCCUGUCUAGGGCUCUUCCGCCGUCAAUACUAACAACUAAUUACAUGAAUAUAUCCUAAUAUGCUAAAAACUAAAAGUUACAAAUUUAACAAAUAUUUACAGACUUCCUUGUCUCUGUAAUGAAAUGAAAAAGAAUGGGCUCUUUGCAGAGAAGCAGUCACAUUCAGCACAAAAACACCUUGCUGGAGGGCAAACAACUCAGUAGAACCUUAAAAAGAAAGGACAGUAGUUCCUUGUUUUUCUUGCGCCACAUCGUCGUUUGCUCUCCAGCAUGGUGUAUAUGUCCGUUUCUCUGCAAAGGACCCAUUGUAGUUGAAAGUAACUACAGACGGUGCAAUCGUUUGAUUCAGUAUUGAUCAUUAACCUUUGUUUGUUGCACAGAACAUAACAACCAAGGAAGCUCAAGCUAAACUGCAGAAAGCUGCCAAGGUAGAAGUCCAUAAUAAUACGCAUUGUAACAGAAGCUUUCAGUUAAACACGUCAUAUCUGUUUGUAGUAAAAUCCAACUAGCGUUCUAUUAUCAAUGCUACGUUCUGAUUGGUUGAGCUACUACUAGGCUAUAUGUUAUAGCCCACUAGUAGCGAAAAGCACCGGCUUUGAAAACCAAAACAAUGGCGGCUGAAUCGUGUUUUGCUAGCUUAAGUUGUUUUGUCUCGAUAUUUUGGCUCUGAGUCAAUAGUCCAUUUGGCCUUCGGCCUCAUGGGCUAUUGACUCAGAGCACAUUCGGGCUUGAGGAAUAAUUGUUAAGUAUUGUUACUUUGGUUAGAAACAAAAUUAGUGCAGUUCUCUUGGAGCACAGAUGCUUACAUUUAGACCGAUCCCUUACACUUAGUUUAACUUGCAUCCUUUUACUUGUUAACUACCGAUGCGGAGUUGCUCAUGUGCUGUCUCGGUAAAAGUUAUUGUUUUCUUCACCAGGUUGAUCUGUCUGCCCUGUUCACCACUCGGCAGCAGCCUAUCCCAAAUAAUGAGCAGGUAAGUUGUGUUAUGCUGUGAGUGCUGAUAAGUGAGAAACUCUACAAAUUCUUUUGAAUUGCAAGUUCUAGAAAUGAAAGUGAGAUAAACCAGGAAUCCCUUUUAUUCCUCCCUAAUACUUGAGCCGUUUCGUGAGACAAUUUCCCCUUUUUUGAAUUAUAAAUCAGGUUACAGAGUCAGUAACAGAGAAAUGUUUUUAAACUACGAGGAGCAGCUAAACCUUGAGGUGCCUGGAUACCUGGCUAUCCUUCCAUCUAGUCCGUGAUUCUUUGAGAAAUUUUAAGCAAACGUUUAACAGUGGGCAACUAAGCGACCAUUUCUUAUCAGGAUAGUGAAUUAGACAUUUCUGAGUUGCCUCUGUUUCAAAGCGGGGCUAAAUACGAAGCGAUAAUACGUUUCUGGGAAACUGCCCACCUACCCCUCCCCUAACAAACAUUUUGCCCUAAGUGAGAUGUAAGUGUUACUGUUGGCUUAGGGGAGGGGUAGGUGAGCAGUUUCCCAGAAACGUAUAAUGAUUCAAAUGAUUUUUAUUCUCAUGCAAAUAAAACUCAUUUUCAAAAGAAAGGUUUUGCCUCGUUUUGAAAGUGAUUUUUUCGGAACUCGUUUUAAUCAAUUUUUUCUUCAUGGCGUGUUUUAAAAGAGACUGAGAAAAGUAUUUUACUUGUCAUUAAGGAACAGUUUGUGGAAGAAUGGAAUGAAGAUCUUGAUGGCAUGGAGUGCUUUGUUUUGGAAGGAAGAAAGUUUGUUCGACUUCCUGAAGACGAAAUAGGUGAGUAGUAGCUACAGUUGCUCUCGGGUGAUCACAUCCCUUGCCAUUCCACACACAAGACACUAACAUUAGACCUUCUGUUACACUGACUGCACUUGAUAUAAGAUCCAGAGAGAGAUAAAAGAUUUAUCGUUUGCCCAAGUAAGAAGGAGAAAAUGAAGUUUUAAACAUGUGCCUGGCUCUACGUCCUUUUCUGUACUAUUGAACGUUCGCCUUUCAGUUAUGGUUGCGUUUGUUAAAAUUAAGUUAAUUUGUGUCCACCUUUAGGUCAUUUCUACACUGGUGACUGCUAUGUGUUUCUGUGUCGUUACUGGGUGCCAGUGGAGCAACCUGAAGAGGAAGAUGAAGAAGAGGAACCCAUAGAGCAGGAAGAAGACUUCCAGUGCGUGGUAUAUUUUUGGCAGGUUAGUUUCUUACUAGAUAGUGCAUACCAAAAGUAGAAGGUUUACUUUAAGGUCACCUAAAUGAGAUCGUCCCAUGGGUUUCUACUUCACUGGAGAUAGCUGAAUCUUAGCUCUCGUGAAAUGAACAGAAUAUUUUACAAAACGCUGUGACAUUUGCUAGGAACUAAGUGACCGUGGAACGCAGUGAAUGGAUACUGGGCUGAAACGCCUGAUCGCCCCUAGAAAUCAAACCAGAUGGGUGACAUUGACUCAGUAUUUCCUGUGCGUAGCCGCCAUCUUUGGAUUUGAAACAGAAUGUUAAAGAGUAGCGGGAAAUGAUGAGAGAGGCGGGCAUUGAGCACUGCCCGCCGCCCCCUACCCCUAACCCCACCCCUUGGACUCCUUCCAACUCCUUAUUUGUUUUUAUUUGAAUGCGUUGAUCAAGUACAUAACCCGCGUAAAUUCUAGUACUUUCGCCCCACCCCGCGCAAAAAAAACCGCCCAACUUCAGUAAUAUAUAUGGCUUUUAUAUCUUCUUCUGAGUAGUUUGCACUGCAUCUAACUUGCUCCAAAAAUGCAACAUCAUUUUGUAAGCAUACUACACAAAUUAACUUGCACCAUAUAGUUGUUCGUUACAUCAUUUUGUAAGCAUACCACUCAAAUUAACUUGCAUUCUCUCUUGCUUGCACCAUAUAGUUGUUCGUUCUAACGGGGAGGGAAUUUUUACCUAGAGUGACAUGUCUUGGUCAGCCUUUUAUAGUCAUUACUUUUUAAAUGUUAUAGGGAAGAGAUGCAAAUCAGAUGGGCUGGCUGACUUUCACAUUCAGGUUAAAUUUAGCUAUACCUCUUUCUAGUUAGUUACUUAUGCAGUAUCAAACUUAUAAAAUUAAGUGCUGCUAGUCUUUUUAAAAUUUACAACUGAACGAAAGUUUUGUAGUGAUCUACUCGUUUAUCCGUUUUCAGUACAAUCACGUCAAAUGCGUUAAACUGUUAAACGUUAUAAUCGGCAUAUCCAACUGGUGAGAUUCUAUCCUAAUUUAACCAGAAAGCAAAUUGAGCGUGUGAAAAAUUAGUACGUCUAUUUUUUCAAGUUAGUUAUUUUGCAAGAGUCUCUGGUUUGCUGUUUCUGACUUCCUCUACUAUUUACCACCAUGUAUUUGAUUAGGUAGUUUCCAAUGACAUACCCUGCUAGCAAGCUUUCCAUUUCGAGUGGCGAGUUGCGACAACUGAGAACGCUCGAGUGAGCGGUGUAACCACCAGUCGUUUUGCCUUUCGCCCGCAAAAAGGAGAGUUUGCUCACAGGCCAACAAUGACACGACACUACUUUACUAAACACGAGCAUUUUGAAAUAUAUUCUAGCCUUCGUAUCAAAAUAAUUAAUAAAGACCAGUUUAGAGGAGAAAUAACUUAUUUGGGGGGUUUUCGGGAUGAAGUUCGACCUUAAAUUUGCAUUUGAGGUCAGUACAUGGCUCUCUUUCAACCACACUUGAAUCUAAAACAAUUCUCUUGUUAUUUACAGUCUUCAAAAGAAAUUCGAGAUGCUGUUUGGUGAAAAACUGGAAGUUGUUAAAACUCAGCAGGUACAUUAAGUCUGCAUCCCUGUUUAUUCUCCUGAGUUAAUUAAGCUAAAACAAAAUAAUGGGAUGUGAAAUUUGAGAUGUAGAAUGUCGUAAAGUUGUUUAGGCCCAGGCAAAAUUUGUGCGAAAGUUUGUGUUCUUAUCCUUGGUUUUAUCGCUGGCAAAGUUAUACCCAAUGGUUCUUUCACUCUAGUUGAAUGUUUUAUAAAUCAUAAAGGUGCAGUGUAUGAAUACUGCAUUCAUUGCUUGCUGCAGAUAAAGUUGUUGUAAUCUGAAUAAGGCCUCCUCCACACCUAUAUGGAUAUUUUUUUGCCCUUUUUCGGAAAAAAAAAAUAUGCGUCCAUCAGUAGCAAAUUCAAAUCUGCGUUUCCGCCCGUUCACACAAAAACGCUAUAACGAUGGAAAUACGAUUGCAUUCCUUACAGGGCAUGCGCUGUGUGACUUAUAACAUCAUCGUAUUCGAAACCUCCGUGUUUUUUUUUUUUUUUUCAUCCGUCCACAAGAAAACGGUAAGUAGACGUUUUUCAAAAAAAACGAUCUCUAGGCUGGAGGGCCUUUCUGAAAAGAUGCGUUUUCGGUGACCGUUUUCACCCGAUACGUGUGGACGGUAGGCCAAACCGGUGGAAAACUGCCCACCUACCCCUCCCCUAGGCCAUCAUUUUGCCCUAAGUGGGAAGUAAGGGUUAAUGUUAGCUUAGGGGAGGGGUAGGUGGGCAGUUUACCAGAAACCUAAAUUGUCGGAUCCAAAAAAACAAACAGUGAUCUUCGUUUUCAAACAAAAUCGGAUACGUGUGGACGGAGCCCAAAAAAUCGGUUGCGCAGGGUUAGAAAUCUUGAUGGAUUUUGUUUUAAAUACCUCUCCCUUGGACUUUUUCUUACGUUUUUUUUUCAGCAACAAGAAGCACCACGAUUCCUUGCUCAUUUUAAAGGAAAGUUCAUCAUUCACAAGGUGCAAAAUAUUUACAGUAUUGUUUUGCUUUUCUUAGAAAGUUUCCUACUUGAUGGAAAGUUUGGGGGUGAUUAUGGGCCAGUUAUUACAGUGUAUAAGUGUUGUGGUUCAAUUUUAUCCUUGGUUUAGAUUUGAUUUUCUUUUGUUUCAAACUCAUUAUCAUACAUUACUAUACCCGAAAAGAAAAGAAAGGAAAAGAAUACUUAAACCAAGGAUAAAACUGAACCACAACAUAGUACUGUAUACGUAGUUUAGCUGAUGUGUAACAAAAUCUCAUUUAGGACAUUUUUAAUUCGGGUAAACUUGAUGUUUUUGCAAAUGUACUCAACAGUGUUUACUCUAAAGAGUACAAAGAAGGCAUCGUAAUGCAAACUACAUAUAGAAAAACAUCUUAUUUAGAAUAGAGCCAACCAUAAUAGUACGUACCUCUUCACGUACACCUAAAUGGACACCUAAAGGUGUGUCGAUGGGGUUUUUCAGGAUGAGUACCUCCAAAUUCUGAGCAUGAACUACGUUGCGAUUAACAAAGAUUUGGCAAAAUUACCACCACAACUGUCUGAACGAUUUUGGAAGAACAGUUUCCAGUGCCGAGAAAUACGGCUGCAAGUAAAAUAAGUAAUGACGUCAUUUCGUUGCCAUGAAAUGAUAACUCCAAUGUCAUUUUAACCCUAUCAUAAAAAAUUUUCAUCUUUAUCUAAUACAGCUGUGGCAAUAAUUUUUCCCUGAAAUUUUGGCUGGCUUUCUUUCCAACAAAGGGAUAAAUUUGAUCUGUAAAGAGAAGUAGGUAAAUAGCAAAAUUAGCGGGGUUUUUUCCCCUUGUUUUUUCGUCUUUAACUCUGUCAGCUGGAAAGAUCUAUCCUCGCUAAUUUUGCUAAUUAACAUUUUAAUAACUUAAAUGGAAAACUUAAUGGGGCCAGAAAGAAUAAUAUACAUGGGUCCAUAUGGACCAAAAACCACCAAAGCCGACGUCAAAGAGUUAAAAGGCAUAAUAUGGACCUUCUCUUCUAGCGGUGUGUGUCUUAGACAGAAUUGAAUGUAAUCCACUUGUAGUUGUUAACAUAAUUAUGUGUAAGUCCACUGGUUUUGACAGUACUUGUUCUAGUUAGCUCUAAGGGUUUUUUUAAUAAUUGAUUAGACUACGAGUAGUCCCCCAUUUCUCCUCAGGGAUAGUAGAGCGAGCGAAACGCGAGCGCGCGUGAAAAUCACCCUACGCAAGAAAAGCAUGUAGCCUUUUCUUGAGUGGGGUGAUUUUAACCCGCGCUCGCGUUUCGCUCGCUCUACUAUCCCUGGGGAAAAAUGGGGGACUACUCGUAGACUAAUAAUUGAUUUGACCAACAGGGAAAGCGAAAGGAACCCAUUGAGAACAACAAACCUAAGUUCUAUCAUAUUCGGUCCAGUGGCGGUAUAUUGGCAAAGAGAGUUAUUGAGGUAAUUUUAAUAGUACCUUUUUGUUGACCGUCUAAUUCUCUGUCCCGUUUUAUAUCACUUAAAACAAUUACUUCUAAAUAAAGGCCAGUUUUUUAAGAAUCUCAGUAACAGGUGCCGAAGCUUGAACAACUCUGUAAAACACCGGAUUGUUCACAGUGCAGGAUCGUGUUUCAUUCAAAUGAGCGCUCGAAUGUUACCACUAACUUUUAAAGUAUAACAAACAGCAUUGUAGCGGAGGAGUGCGUGAUAGCGUUUUUUUUAUCGGAAUAGUGGUAGCGUUAAAUUUUAUUCACAUGCCUAAGUUGUACUGCUUUUAAAAAAGGUUUUCCGUUGAACGAGAUCACCCUGUUUUUUAAUUAAAAGCCAAGGAGAUUAAAAGAUAUGUUAAAGAUUAUCAUUUAAACAUGUCAUUGUUUAUUUUGUAGAUUGAGACAAGUGCAAGGCACUUAAACUCUGAAUUCUGGUAAGUAACAAUUAACUGUAUAUCUUGUCAAGGUAAAUCUGGAUGUUUUAAUGACUAAAGGCACUCUUGAUGUUCCUUGUACUUGAAUGUACUAACGCAGUCUUUGCAAUCGAUAGCUACAUCUUGAAAGUUCCUUUUGAAAAUUAUUCAGAAGAUGGAAUCAUCUAUGUCUGGAUAGGCAGGUGGGUGCAUGUUUGAAAAGAGUAAGUUUGUUAUCAACUGUGAUAAUUUUUAUUUAGAUCCAAUAACAUAGAUAGUUUUCAAUCACGUGGCUAGCAUCGAUGCAAAUGUAUUGGAACAAAACCAAGUUUUUACAUACGAAAAAUGUUGAACUCUCUAUUGGUUAACAACGUUAACAUGGCCGCCGUUUCAUUUUUUGAAUUCCAGUAUAGCGGACAUGACGUCAUGUGAAAAUGUUCUAUUAACGCUAUGCUUCACUUUGUACAUCAAACACUAGAAGGAGUGUUUCAACCGGUAUCUAAACACCUAGGAGUGGACUGAAAAUACCAGGUGUCAGGAGAUGUUCUCAAACACUAUGUAGAGGGUCUGAUGUUUUCUUCUUAUCGAUUUUGAAGAAAUUAAAGCAACGGUUCCUUAAAAAUAAUUUCUGUGAUAGAUGGCACUGUUCUCUUGAGUAAUUUUCUUUGGUUUUCGUCAUGAAUUAUUUACGGUUUGAGAAGUGAAAAAUUCAGUUAAUAAUAGGUACUUUUUGUUACCAUACGUUUCAGUUCCUGGUCUUGUUGUAAAUGAUGGUUUUAAAGGGAAUGUAGUCAGCAUAGAUUUAAUAUUACCUGUUUGUUGGUUGUCAGUAAGAGAAUUGGAAUUUCUUUUCUUAUUUACCAAUAGCAAAGUCACUGAAAGUGAUGCUGACCAUGCCAAGGAACUUGGAAAUGAAAUUUGGGAUGUAAGUUGGUCACAAAAAAUGUUUUGAACAUCCUCUUAACUUAUUCAUAUAAAAUUAAUAAACAAAAUAACAGUCCAAAAACGCUUUAUGGCUAGUUUUUAAAUGUCAUUUCAAGUUGGGUGCGGCCCGGCUAGGCCUGCAAUGGAACUUUCGCUGUUUGUGUUAACCGUCCGAGUUUUUAUUGUGACUUCAUUGUAGUGUAGUGCUCACUGUGACUUCUUGGAUAAGUUGUGUCAGGUCAGUUCGACAUUUAAGGUGUUGUAUCGCUCCAGGAUUUCCCUUUUCACGUUGUAGGACAAUAGCAAAGGAUAGUCUACAAAUUGUUCGCAGAACGGCUCAAGAACUCAUAAGCAAACUUGAUACAACGCAGUCAAAGCCUAUUUAUUGCUGCCAACGAAAGCCAGUUUAAAAACGGCGAAGUAGUAAAAGCUUUAAAGUGAAACGAGUUUAAGUAGAAGGAAGGUGAGCGCUCCUCGCCGCUAGGGACGUCCCUAAGAGGAGCGAUGUGAGACGGCUGUGUAUUCGCAGGCAAACCCAGUGUUACUAUGAACUAACUUUUUACUGUAAAAAGGAUAUAAAGAGCACCAGCAUACACUUAUCAGGGCUGUGCUCUAACAGAGCCCGGUGGCCCCUGGCGCCGACCUUUUGCUCUUGGGUGACUAGAAAAUCUUAGUUUUUUGCUAGGCACCUUAGAUUUUACAGUUUCAGAGCACUGGGCGCCCUUCAAUUUUCCUUAGAGCACAGCCUUACCUAUCCAAAACUGUAUAAUCAGAAACUUAUGGUACUUGCCCUGUCAGAUUUUGUUAGAAUAAGUGAAAACGUUCGCAUAAACUGCUACACGUGAUUUUUUUUUGGUUUUCGAGGAAAUAAAGCGGUGAAAAGUGCAUGCAAGACUUCGGCACUCUAGGGACCUCCGAACAGAUAUUCCAAGAAAACAGUCAUUGCAUACCCCUGACAACUUCCCUUCUAGCAGAUAAGAGGCCUCUUUUCGCUGGUAUUCCUCCCGUCCGCCGAAUACCUGACCAGGGAAAAGAGGCGUCUGCUAGCACGGGACCUAACAAGGAGAAGAGAGGCAGGUUUUUAAAGCGAUAAAAUUUAAAAGAGGGUCGUGAAGGGGGGUACCAAAUCCCAGUUCCCAGCCUAAAUUUGGCCCAAAUCCCAGUUCCCAGGCUAAUUUUUGCCAAAAUCCCAGUUGCCAAAUCUAAAAUCCCAUUACUAAUGAUUAUUUGCAAAAUCAUGCGCAUAAUAAAUUAAAAGCACUGAUUGACGCUAUUUGGAUACACGUACCUUCACCUGGACUGAAGAAAAUCUCUCAUUCUGCUGGUGAACACUCUUUCUCUUCCAGCCCUUGUUGACAUAACCAUAUGAAAACCAAUUCUAUCAUCUGCACAAUCCUCGUCUGACUCACUGUCUCCGCUUUCACUGCUAGCUGGUAGCUAGACCGCGGGCGCGAAGGCGAAAAAUACUGAUUUCACGGUCUCUACUGAGGAGUGCAAGGUCUAUUGCUACGAAAUUUUAUUUUUCUAUUUCAAAAUAUUGGAGCAAAGACCGCUGAAGAAAAGAAAUCCCAUUCCCAUUUUAUAGUUGUUCAUCCCAUUCCCAGUGGCUAAAUCCCAGUCCCAGUGAGUAAAUCCCAUUUUCCCAGUCCACAAUAAGGCUAAUCCCAGUUCCCGUUUUACCCCUUCACGACCCUCUUAAAAUGAAUUUGCUCUGUUUCAUAUUUACUUUAUGUUACUGGCUUUUGUUAUCAGAGCGGCUACACUGUUCAGAUUGUAAAUGAAGGAGAAGAACCUGAAAACUUCUUUUGGGUGGGCCUCGGAGGAAGGAAAGAAUAUGAUAAGGUAAGUAAUCCAUUCAUCCUCUCUACCCUUGGGACGUUUUUUGAUCCGUAACUGUCGCCCUAUGAUAGUCUUGGAUUCUGGAUUCUACGCUGUGGAUUCAGGAUUCCAGAUACUGGAUUCCAGUCUAUGGCAGUUGAACUGGGAUUCUGGAUUCCAUUUGUUAGUGGGAUUCCGAAUUCCUUGAGCUGUAUUCCGGAUUCCAAAGCCAAUGAUUCCCGAUUUUACGGGUAAAAUUUUCCCGGAUUCGGCUUCCACAAGCCCAAUUUUCCCGGAAUCCAGAUUCCCUUUGCGUGGAGCAAUAACCGUGUAAAAACCAAGGGCGUAACCGUGACUACAACGAAACAACAACGACAAACCUUGUCAACCAUGGACACGAUUUAUUGAUUUUAUCCUAGAUAUUUUGAGAAUGGAACUUCGGCGCCAAAGGACAGCCAAAGUAUAAGCAAUAAACGAUGUAAAUAGUCUUCUCAUUUUGGUAGCUAGGGAGAAACUUAGUAAACUUGCAGAGUACUAAUUCUUUCCAUUUUCUUCAGUCUGCAGAAUACAUCAAGUAUGUGCGGCUAUUUCGCUGUUCCAAUGAGAAAGGAUACUUUUCUAUCUCUGAGAAGUGUUCAGACUUUUGUCAGGUGAGAUAAAAGUAUCUCCAGCAACCUCCCUUCAAGAAAUGUUCUUCCACUGGGAAUAGAAUAACGUAGUAAUGAGGCAAAAUGUUCAUUUGGUCCUGUAACCAUUGUAGAUCCACCAAUCCAUAUGCUGCAGUUUUGUCACCUUUCCACCUAGGGUGGAGUGGGGGAGCAACCUCGUCGCCAGGUCGCUUUUCCCUUGCUUUGGAGGUGGGGCGGGAAAAAAAUUAUUUGGUCAUUUUCUUACAUAAAUUACCUAAAUCAAUCAACCAAUCAAAAUGACGGAUCGACCGGCCGAUGCCAGGGCCUUUUCCCGCCCCACCUCCAAAGCCAGGGAAAAGCGCCCUAGGGACGAGGUUAGUGGAGUGGAGGGGGUACUCCCUAUGAUGGCCUGUUCGAGGCGGCUCCGCCCGAAAGGGGUUCCUUUUUCAGGCUUCAGGUAUAUGAAAGCAUUGGAUUUCACUAAAAUACACUUGAAAUAUCUGAAAGGGUAGGGAAAUCUCUCAUUUUAGGCCUAUCAGAUGCAUUUUAUGGCUGUUAGAAAGUUAAGAAAACAUUCUGGUAUUGUGAUUGAUUCCUAUUUAAAAGACCGUGAAUUUGCAGCAGUUAAAGGGAUGUAAAGUUCUAAACUAGCUUUGUGAAAGUAGUACCAUAAAAGGUAUACGAAAGGGGUAUCUUUCCUGUCAAAAAUGGUAUGUAAAAAAGUAAGGGUUUGGACCUCGGGUCGGAGCCUCCCAGUACUGAGAUCCCCCCACUGGGGCUUUUCCAUAGUCAACUGUCCCGAAGGGAUAUCCCAGUAGCCCUUCCUUAAGCCCCCACUGCAAAUUUAAAAAGGUUGCCAGGUUGGGUCCCAUGAAUGUCAGUGUUCUUUAUUCAAAAAAUGAUAUCUUUCUUUACCAUCAGGAUGAUUUAGCUAGCGAUGAUGUCAUGAUUUUGGACACAGGACAUGAGGUGCGAUGACUUAUAUUGAUUAUAACUGAGCAUGUGCACGUUUAAUAAACGCAAUUCAGUCCACGCUCUCAUAAACUGAUGCUCUCCUAACUUGCAGCCACUGUAAGCAAAAUUAUCCGAUUUUAAUUGUCCGCUUACGAAACAGAAUCCCGUAAGCCGCAAGCUCAAAUUGCAGACACUUUUUUCUGUUUUUGAAGGGUGUCUUUUUAAGGACACCUUGACUGUACUUCUUCUUUAAAAAGACAAUGCUAAAAGGGCAAAAUUGUGUUUCCUCACUUUCUAUCUUGGAUGUUGGAGAACAGCUCAAAGACGCAGGUCACACUUAAAAUUUGAGAACGCGAUGGUUAUACAACAAUCUGUGAGGAGAAGAAUGGGGGAAGACAUAGAAAAUGCCGUAUUGAACUUUUGGCCCUGUACGAGAACAUUUUGUGAUGUGCGGAAUCGUCUAACAUCACUUGACCAAAUUUGUAUCGAGAAGGCGUCGGUAUCACUCUGACAGUUUUUUGUCGUUAAACGUUUUCCGCUUUGUUUGUUUAUUGCAUUCUGAGAGGAAUCUCUUUUUUUAUUGUGUUACGAGGAAUACAUUUAAGUUUAGUUAAGGUCAUGUAAUCGCCAACCGGCCAAAAAAUAUGAACAGAUUUUUGGCCCUUUUUCUUUCACUAAACUGUUUGUUGUCUUUAAAGGUAUUUGUUUGGAUGGGACCACAAUCCAGUGACGUUGAAAGGAAAAUGGCCAUCAAAAGUACCCAGGUACAAUAACUUUGUAUCAUUAGAUGAGGUUUUUGUGAUAUCCGGAAUAAUCAAGGUCCAGGUAAGUGUUAUCAGCCGAGCGGACGGCCGAGGCUGCUAACACUUACCGAGACCUUGAUUAUUACAUUGUUUUCAAGAAAAUAACGACAAACACACCGUCGCAAGGAACCUAAAUUGAUAUUGUUGUUGGAAAUCAUGCAUUGCGCGUGCAACCUACAGAUCUGUAGGUUGCGCUGAUUUCCAAAAUUAGCUGUAGGCUCUUAGCCAAUGAGAGGACAGAUAGUUAUAUGUAUAUUAAUAUUUGUGUAUGUGAAAUGUAAUUCACGUGAUACUCUGCUAGCAAUUUUUGGUCAAGUCGCCUACCGGCAUUGUCAACAACACGCAAGAGCACCUUUAAACCUGUUUAUAUCAUUCCUUAAACACCCCAAAGUAGACAUGAUUGGACACCCUCUUUGCACGUGCUACUAGCGCUUCCGCCUUUUAUACUACCCUAGUUGAAAUUUCUGCAAUUUGAUUGGCUUAGAGCAGUGGUGUUUCAGCGUAAUUUGAAAUACGUACAUGUGAAAAUUACAAACCUUUUGCGGGUAGUAGUAUAAACAAAUAACAGCAUGAUUUGUACGUGAUAUUUGGCAUAAAUACCACUAGUGAUAUUUCAAAAUUGUCUCAAAUUUCACUCGCCUAACGGCUCGUGAAAUUUCGUAUACCAAUUUCGAAAUAUCACGCGUGGUAUUUAUGCCAAAUAUCACUACAAAUCAUGCUAUUACCUAUACAAAUAGUGAUUUCUUUACUAAGUAAUUCAUGUACGACAAAGAAAUAGGGCAUUGCCGAGUUCCGAAAACCCUCACUUUCAAAAUGAGGCGAAGUGCACAACCUUGCUUGUGAAAAUGAGUUUUAUUUGCAUGAGAAUGGAAAAUGAUUUUCAUAUCAAAGGCUGAGCACUUAACUUCGAUUUGAUAGAGAGGCCCGGGGGAACUGGGAAAUGGCCUAUUAAAAAACCUUCGUAUGCACAAGUGAAAUUGACUCCACUAAACUGCGCCUGAGACAAACGUGAGGAAAUUUUGGUCUUCCGCCAUGUCAAGUUUGUAUGGACGCGGGCGUUCAUAUAAGAAGUUUCGAAAUUUUGCUUUGUGUGUAAUGCAUAAAUAUAUUUGUUCCAAAAACGCAAGUUUUGUUUCUACGUUACAAGUAAAGUAUGGGGCGGUUUUCCGCCCCGUUUUUUUCAUCUAGGAGGUAAGAAACCGACUUUGGUCACUUCAAAUGAUAGUGAUUUGUUUAAUAUCUGGGAGGCAGUAUAUAAAUACACCUGUAAUGAAAAAAUAUGUGAAUAUCAUAUAUUAUAGAACUGCGAGUUGAAGAAUUUAAUAUAUAGAAGAUCAUCGUAGUCGCAAACGCAACUUUUGCAGUUACGAAAAGAAAGCCUGAAAAAUUCAGGCUUGUACGGGAUUCGAACGUCCUUCCUUCUUAAUUGCGAAAUCGAGUUGCUUUUGUCACCGGGAUGAUCUUUGCGUUGAAUUAAAACACCUUUGUUUCUUGUAGGUUUAUAUUCAACACCUUAUGCAGCUUGACAGUUCUAGUCCAAUACGGAAACUUCGCUGUACCUUUAGAGGAAGAGAGCCACAUCAGUUUACAAGGUGUUUCCAUGGAUGGGGGGAUUUUCAUGACCCCAUGAAAUGAAUUCUCUGUCUACAUGCUAAAUCUGAUUGACGAAAAAAUUGGAUGGACAGUUUUCCCAUCCUCAAAUCUAUGCUUCGUAACAUCUCCUAAGGUGGUAGCAUAUUGUAUGAAGUAUUGCGGCAGCCGAAUGAAAUCAGCACUAUCUGAGUGGCUGGUGUGUCUGUCUUGUUACUACGUUGCCCGCUUUGAUAUACGACUGUAAUGUCUAACAUAGUUCUAAGCACUUUUUGGCACCUUUCAUAGGAAACCGUUCGUUUCGAUACAAAGUCAAGCAGUGAAAUUGCACAAACAUUUUGUUCGCUUCCAGUAUAAAUUGCGAGUGAACAAGACACAUAUUUGAGGUGAAUAUCUUCGUUCUGUAAACCAAGUACGUGGAACUAUUUACACCUCAAAUGAAUAAACUUGUAUCGAAACAACUUUGUAUCGAAACGACCGGUAACCCUCUGAUAUGGGCGAGGCCCUGUUAGGGUGAAAUUCAGCCAAGCCACAUGGCCAGCUACACUAGACAAAAAUGGAUAAAAUGGUGGACAAACGACAUAAAGAUGGUUAAAUACCAAAAGGGACAUGGCCUACUCCUCAAAAUUAGAAAUGAACGUAUUUGAAAUUCAGAUUAGGGACAUACAUAACCCCUCCCCCUCCUCCACGUAAGAGAGCCUCAUGGGCGUUUAUGGUGCUGAGUUGUUUUGUAACCUGAAUAAGUAGGCUCAAAUGUUCAUACAUAGAUCGAGACUGUAGUCAAGGCUCUACGAAAAGGACAUCAUUUUUUUGAUUUGACCUCUCUGAGUUCUCAAUCAUCUUAUCCUAUUGGGGAGGAAAAAACAUUAGACUUGAGAGAGUGGUGUGGUAAUCGAGCCUUAACAAAAUUAUCCGUGAUAAAGAUUGUCAAAAAACAUACUGCAUCUUGGGCCGCGGUCGUUUUCCUCUAUACGUGACGUCAUUCCAUGCAAAGUAGAACUGGCGUGAAGCUGCUUUGAAUAAAAGUGGAGGGAAACAGUACCUCAGACCCUGUUUGCGUAGUCUCCCUCGCCGUUGUCUCGUCACGCAAUGCUUUUCCCGUUGGGGAGAGACUACUGUUUACUCGGAUCCAAACAAAUUUGUGAACGGACGAAUUUCUGUGCAAAUUUCGCGGCAGAUUGCAGCACUGUUGGCCGUUCAAAAAUUUGCACGGUUCCCUGGGUUCCAUGUAAACGAAAGCAGGAUCUUUGCAAGAUUUUCUCUGUUCAAAAUUUUGUGCGAACCCGUGUAAACGCCACGGGGCCUCAAGGUGUUUGCUUUUUGUUUUAGCUCCUCAACUUGCUCAUAUUUUGUUUCAAAAGUAAGAGGAUUAUAUUUUGCCAUUAUGUCAAACAAUAACACAAUAGAAAGCACUAACUGGUUUUUGAGUGUGUCUAGACUCUGUUUUCAGCCUAAAGAGGUAACUUCUAACUUAGAUGCUUGCUGAACUUUCCGUUGGCAAUUAACUUUAAAAACAGUUCUAGAUGUAUGUCAAACAAAAUAAUCACUUCCCGCAGUUUUUUUUUUUUUUUUUAUUUAAGUGUAUAUGAGAAGGGACAUAAAAACAGUCCUACAUUGUAUAAACCUGUAUGUACUUGUAAUAAAGUUAAUUUUAAAAUUUAUUAUUACUACAUGAUUUGACAAAAACUUUUGUUUUUCUCCAACCAAACCGUGAAUGGAUACAACUAACUCCAAUUUGCAACAUUGCAUACAUUAUAUACUACAUGCUAAUAUUUUAAAACCAGUGCAGUAUAUUGCUUUACGGAAAAAUACUCAUUUCCUCCUAACUCGAUAUUUAAUUUCUUACAACACAAAUAUUGUCUUGUUUAUUUUUAACUAUUUUAAAGUAUCUCUCAGUUUGAAUUAUUAAAUAUGUCCAACCCCUGCUGAGUACCCAUAUACCAC
This is a messenger RNA of Porites evermanni, 39241 nucleotides long. The record is from the annotation of a GenBank genome assembly. Lineage: Eukaryota; Metazoa; Cnidaria; Anthozoa; Scleractinia; Poritidae.